Messenger RNA from Microthlaspi erraticum, 276 nucleotides. Lineage: Eukaryota; Viridiplantae; Streptophyta; Magnoliopsida; Brassicales; Brassicaceae. The record is from the annotation of a GenBank genome assembly.
AUGAAGAAGUCAAUUAUGAAGUUACCGAGCCUCGUUUUAGGGCUUCUCUUCCUCGUUUAUCUUCUUCAUGGGCUUCAAGGUGGUGGAUCUCUUGAUGAAGAUCUCUUGAUGGGACGGAAGUUGAAAUCUCUCAAGUCGAUUGAAUCCAAAAAUGUGGCAGCUGGAUCAUUGAAAGAUUCAACGUCGGUAGAUUUAGAGAAAGAGAUCGAUAAUCUAAUGAGGAACGAAUAUCCUUCACCAGUGAAGCCGAGGAAAAGAACUCCGGUUCACAAUUAA